This is a messenger RNA of Physcomitrium patens, 2718 nucleotides long. The record is from RefSeq and is a predicted model, not a curated record. NCBI's taxonomy places the organism in Eukaryota, Viridiplantae, Streptophyta, Bryopsida, Funariales, Funariaceae.
UUGCCGCUUUUUCUGUUGGGCUCCAAGAUAUGGGUUGGAGCAGAAUUGCGCCAAACUGGCCUUCAGCAUCGGCCGUUCACAUCUUCUCGUUGAUUCAUCCCCGCUUUUGGGUAGCGGUUGCCAGUGUGGUUGCUUGGAGCUCAGAGAUUCGAGAUUUUUGUGUGAGAAUCUUCGACUCGCAGGUGAAGGAAGGCUUUCGGAACUGGGAUAGUCGUUUUGCGUGAAGGUGGAGUCUGCAGGAGCUCAGGUUGGAUUGUGGAGGUUUUGGCAAGGGUGUUGAGUCUUGGUCGUUUUUGUGGUGAGGGCUUGACUCAGAAGCGAACUAGCCAUGGCGCUGAUUGGGGCUCAUGCCCACAAGCUUCUUUGCACCCACCUCAAUUCCAGUUUAGCCCGCGACAGUCAAGCUCCGAGUGCCUCUCAGAAUGUAACUUUUGGAGCAUCCACGAGAUUGAAUUUUCCUGCUAUGGGAGUAAUGAAGCUCGUAUUCCAAGACACUAGUGCGACUUUACUCGCUGGCCAUGGUGUAGACUCUUACAAUCAGCGCUGUCGUGUGUACAGCGCUAGAGAUUCAUCCCCGGCUGCAACUUCCUCUUUAGAACAGGUGGAGACAGUAGACGAAGUAGAGACUGAAGCUGAAAAGGAAAUGACAACGUUAACAGAAACCGUGACAUCUGAACCAUCUUGUCCCUUGCCUGACGUUCCAUCCAGCAUGGUCCAAGUCACCCUAUUAAAUCCAUUGAAGUCAUCUCUCCCUCCUUCACAAGUUCCUUCAAACUCAGCACCGUUAUUGGUGUAUGUUCCGGGAAUGGACUGCACCGGACAAGGAAUACGUCGCCAGUUGCCUGGGCUUGUAGCCGCAGGAUACGAUGUUCGAUGUGUAUUCAUUCCGAGUGACGACAGAUCAUCAUGGUCACAACUUGUACAAAAGAUACUCCCUUUAAUGGAAAAAGAGGUGGAAUUCGACUCAGGCAAGCGUCGCCAUUUAACCGUGCUUGGUGAGUCAUUUGGUGGCUGCCUGGCAAUCCGGUUAGCGCAAGCUGCUCCGCAUAUAGUUUCCCGGCUAGUACUGAUCAAUCCGGCUACAAAUUUUAUCGAGAGCAAUGCACUUGCUAGUUUUGCUGCACGGACAGGGUUGUUGUCAGCUUUUCCUGAGCCUCUCUAUGAAAUAGCGCAGGAUAUAAUGUUGCCUCUGAUGGUGCGGAAGGGCCGUGUUUCGAGGACGGGUAACGAGGACAUGUUGUCACCUAUCGAUUUUGUUCCUGCUCAAUGUGCAGCUUGGCGAUUCUCUAUGUUAAAUGACAGCUUUGGACUUUCUGAUACGGAGAUUCAAAACAUCACUGUACCAACUAUCCUGUUUGCAUCGGCAAAGGAUCGGGUCUUGUUUUCGACAGCUGAGUGCCUUCGCCUGCAGAGACUUCUUCCGAACUCGAAGCGAGUGAUAAUGGCUGAAAGCGGCCACACACUUCUCUUUGAAGAUGCAAUCGAUUUGGCGCAUUUAUUAGACAAGUAUGGAUUUGCCCCACCCCUGAGUCCCUCUACUUCAUCCACUACAUCUGAGUCGCAUACAGAGGGGCAGCCUCAACAACCCAACCAGCUAUUAAAGAGGAAGCAUGAUGUUCCUGACGAACAGUAUGAUGAAUUGGGAAUGAUCUUAGAACCAUGGAAGAUACUUACAUCACCAUAUGUUACUGGGGCAGAUUCUCUCCCACAUCCAGAAAUGGAGCCGAGAAGACCGAGACUCUUUGUAGGCAAUCACACAAUGUUCGGGAUCUACGAUUCACCUAUUCUCGUUCAUGAGCUUUACACGAGGGGGUUUCGGGUUCGAGGAUUAGCUCAUCCAGGCCAUUGGGCAACCGGUGUAGGACCUGUAUUUGAGAGGUAUGGGAAUGUGAAAGCAUCAAAAUUUUCGGCAUAUAAGUUACUAAAGGAUGGAGAAGACGUUCUAUUAUUUCCAGGUGGUUCGCGAGAGGUUUGCAAACGGAAAGGGGAAGAGUACAAGUUAAUGUGGAAAGAGACAGUUGAUUUUGUGCGCAUGGCUACUCGGCUAAACGCCAUAAUUGUUCCAUUUGGGAUCCUGGGAGCAGACGAUGCAUACAAUAUUUUAUAUGACGGGGAUGAUUUUCUUGCAUCACCCCUCGGACCAGUUAUAAGAGCUAUUUACAAACGAUUUGACAUUGGCAUGGAGAAUAUUUAUCCUCUCACGACCUUACCUGGAUUAGGUUUACCCAGUGUUAUCCCUGUUCCCAGUAUAGAGCGCAUCUACAUUCACUUUGCAGAUCCUGUAGACACGACCGCGUACAAAUGUAAUCUAAAAAACAAAGAGGAUUGUAAAGAUUUGUACAUGUUAGUAAAGAAUAGGGUGGAGGAUGCUAUAGUGUACCUGAAGCAAGUACGAGAACAAGAUCCUGAGAGGGAGUUACCGACGCGUGUGCUGGGAAAAAUUGGAAGGUUGUUGCCUGAACGUAAACCGCGAACCUGAUUUAUACCAUUCCAUGCUCCGGCUAUUAGUUCCUACAUUGGGAUGAUUUGCUGGUAGUCAGGCGUAGCUUUGUUUUGUAUUGAUUGUGUGAUUAUUUUGUAGUGCUCCAUCAUGUACAGCAUUACUAGGAUUCCUUCAAAAAGAGAAACAAAUGACCCUCCAACUAAUACCGAGAAACAUCGUCUCUUUGUAAACAUUUGGACAUUUCAAUAUAUGACACCCCUCUUCAAACCUUAAAA